AAUUGAUUGAAGAAAACAAGGAGAAGGAAGAACUCCGUGAAGUUGAGGAGAAAAAUCGUGUAAAAACGGGAGAAAAUCCCUUGAGUUGCUCUCAAACCAAACAGAAAUAUUUAAAGAAAAGAAGAGCCAAGAAAUCUUUCACCUGCACUCAGUGUGGAAAGAGUUUCACAUGCAAAUAUAGUCUUAAUGUUCACAUGAGAGUUCACACUGGAGAGAAACCGUUCACCUGUGAUCAGUGCGGGAAGAGUUUCACACAAUCAUCAAACCUUAAGAGACACAUGAACAUCCACACUGGAGAGAAACUGUAUGCAUGUGAUCAAUGUGACAAAACAUUUUUGCGGGCUUCAAACCUGCCAACACACCUGAAAGUUCAUGCAAAGGAGAAGCCACAUUCAUGUCAUUUGUGUGGAAAGAGUUUUUCAUGUCUACAAUAUUUGAAAAAACAUCAGAAAAUACAUACUGGUGUGAGAGAGUACAUGUGCUUUGAGUGUGAAAAGACUCUGAAAACACAUGAGAUGAUCCACACUGGAGAGAAACCUUAUAAGUGUUCACACUGUGACGAGAGAUUCAGUGAUUCAGGAGACCUGAAACGGCAUGAGAGGAUCCACACUGGAGAGAAACCGUACAAGUGUGCACACUGUGACAAAAGAUUCAGACUGUCAGGACAUCUGAAAACACAUGAGAGGAUCCACACUGGAGAGAAACCGUACAAGUGUUCACACUGUGACAAGAGAUUCAGUCAGUCAGGAGAUGUGAAAAGACAUGAGAGGAUUCACACUGGAGAGAAAGCAUACCCAUGUUCACACUGUGACAAGAGAUUCAAUCAGUCAGGAGACCUGAAAACACAUGAGAGGAUUCACACUGGAGAGAAACCUUACAAGUGUUCACACUGUGACAAGCGAUUCAGUGAUUCAGCAACUCUGAAAACACAUGCGAGGAUCCACACUGGAGAGAAACCGUACAAGUGUUCACACUGUGGCAAGAGAUUCAGUGAUUCAGGAUACCUGAAAAAACAUGAGAGGAUUCACACUGGAGAGAAACCUUAUAUGUGUUCACACUGUGACAAGAGAUUCAGUGAUUCAGGAGACCUAAAAAAACACGAGAGGAUUCACACUGGAGAGAAACCGUACAAGUGUUCACACUGUGACAAGAGAUUCAGACUGUCAGGAACUCUGAAAACGCACGAGAGGAUCCACACUGAGUAA
Sinocyclocheilus rhinocerous is the source of this 1205-nucleotide messenger RNA. RefSeq names its product zinc finger protein 135-like. The annotation marks the transcript as partial. Lineage: Eukaryota; Metazoa; Chordata; Actinopteri; Cypriniformes; Cyprinidae. The transcript has 2 exons. The record is from RefSeq and is a predicted model, not a curated record. Gene Ontology annotation, molecular function: DNA-binding transcription factor activity, RNA polymerase II-specific. Gene Ontology annotation, cellular component: nucleus. Gene Ontology annotation, biological process: regulation of transcription by RNA polymerase II.